This is a messenger RNA of Xyrichtys novacula (pearly razorfish), 4751 nucleotides long. Lineage: Eukaryota; Metazoa; Chordata; Actinopteri; Labriformes; Labridae. The record is from the annotation of a GenBank genome assembly.
ACAACCCGGAAGUGCGACAACAACACAGAGUGCCUGAGUUUGAGAGAGGUGAAGAUGUCGCAUGUUGCAAAGAAAAGAAAGCUGGACAAGAGCAGACAGGACAGACUUUACUUUGACAGCUACACCGAUGUGACCAUCCACGAGGAGAUGAUCGCGGACCACGUGCGUACAAACACCUACCGGAUGGCGAUCCUGCGGAACAGCGACUUACUCCGGGACAAGGUGGUCUUGGAUGUGGGAGCAGGAACCGGCGUGCUGAGCAUGUUCUGUGUGCAGGCCGGAGCCAGGAAGGUGUACGCGGUGGAGGCAUGCUCGAUCGCCGAGCAGGCCGUGAACAUCAUCAGGCAGAACAGCAUGGAGGAACGGAUAGAGGUGAUCCGAGGUACGGUGGAGACGGUGGACCUACCUGAGCAGGUAAAUGCACUCAUUAUUAUAAUGUUGAGCAUAUACAUGGAGCUAAAUACAUGGAAAACUGUUAGGCUCAGUGAAUUUCUGAAGGUCUGACCUUUGUCCUUUUGUCUUUUAUCUUAAAUUAUGUUAAACCAAUCCAGAUACAAAGUUUAUUCCCCAAUUUUUGUCUCACAAAUUUCAUAUUUAUAUCACAUACAGUGGGAAUAAGUCUACACACCCCUGUUCAAAUGCCAGGUUUUCGUCAUGUAAAAAUUAAUCAAGAUAAAUAUUUUCACAAAUUUUUCCACCUUUAAUGUGACCUAUAACCUGUACAACACAAUUGAAAAACAGACAGAAAUGUUUCAGGGAGGUCAAGUAAAAAUAAACACAUGAGACUGUGUGGUUGCAUAAUUGUGCACACCCUUUAAUAACUGGGGAUGUGGCUGUGUUCAGAUUUAACCAAUAACAUUCAAACUCAGGUUAAAUUGGAGUCAGCACUCACCUGUCACCAAUCAAAGUGCUUCUGAUCAACCCCAAAUAAAGUUCAGCUGUUCUAGUAGCUUUUCCUGACAUUUUUGUAGCCCCAACUUCCAGCACAAGAUAUGGUCCACCGAGAGCUUCUAAAGCAUCAGAGGGAUCUCAUUAUUCAAAGAUAUCAGUCAGGUGAGGGCUGCAAAAGAAUUUGCAAGGAAUUAAAUAUACCAUGGAACACAGUGAAGACCGUCAUCAUCAAGUGGAGAAAAUAUGGCACAACAGUGACAUUACCAAGAACAGGACGUCUGUCCAAAAUUGAUAAUAAGACAAGAAGAUAACUGGUCAGAGAGGCCACCAAGAGGCCGACAGCAACACUGAACGAGCUGCAGGAAUUUCUGGCAAGUACUGGCUGUGCAGUACAUGUGACAACAAUCUCCCACUGUCUUCAUAUGUCUGGGCUAUGGGGUAGGGUGGCAAGAUGGAAGCCUUAUCUUACAAAGAAAAACAUCAAAGCCCGGUUUAAUUUUGCAAAAAGACAUCUGAAAUCUCCCAAACGCAUGUGGGAAUAUGUGUUAUGGUCUGAUGAAAUCAAAGUUGAACUUUUUGGGCGUCAUUGCAAAAUGUAUAUUUGGCGCAAAAUCAACACUGCUCAUCACCAAAAGAGCAUCAUACCCACAGUGAAGCAUGGUUGUGGCAGCAUCAUGCUUUGGGGCUGUUUUUCUUCAGCUGGAACUGGUGCCUUAGUCAGGGUGGAUAGAAUUAUGAACAGUUCCAAAUAUCAGUCGGUGUUGGCACAAAACCUUGGGCCUUCUGUUAGAAAGAUGAAGAUGAAGAGGAACUUCAUCUUUCAGUACAACAAUGUCCCAAAGCACAAAUCUAAAUCAACAAAAGAAUGGCUUCACCGGAAUAGGAUUAAGACUUUGGAAUGGCCCAGCCAGAGCCCAGACCUGAAUCCCAUCGAACAUUUGUGGGGUGAUCUGAAGAGGGCUGUGCAUCGGAGAUGCCCUCACAAUCUGUCAGAUUUGGAGUGGUUUUGCAAAGAAGAGUGGGCAAAUAUUGCCAUAUCAAGAUGUGCUACGCUGAUAGACUCCUACCCAAAAAGACUGAGUGCUGUAAUAAAGCCAAAGGUGCUGCAACAAAGUAUUAGUUUAAGGGUGUGCAUAUUUAUGCAACCAGGUUAUUUUAAUUUUUCUAUUUUUCCCAUUAAAGGUUUCACUUUGUUUUACAAUGUUGUACAGGUUAUAGGUCACAUUAAAGCUGGGAAAAGUUGUGAAAAUAUUUAUCUUGCUGUCAUUUUCUUACAUCACAAAAACCUGGUAGUUGAGGGAUGUGUAGACUUUUUAUAUCCACUGUAUAUGUUAAUAACAAAUGUCUUGAUCACCUGAUAAUUUGUUUACUAUAACAGGCAUGUAUCACCGUAAUUAUCUCUCUACCAGGCGGACGUGAUAGUAAGCGAGUGGAUGGGGUACGCUCUCCUUCAUGAGUCCAUGUUGAACUCAGUGCUGUAUGCUCGCGACAAGUGGCUGAAACCAGGUGGGCUGAUCUUGCCAAACAAAGCCGAGCUCUACAUCUCCCCCAUCAGCGACCCAGUGGUGGAGGAUCGGCUCCACUUCUGGUACACUGUGAAGGACCAGUAUGGCGUGGACAUGUCGGCUAUGUCUGGGUUCGCCCGUAAAUGCAUCAUGAACUCUGAUAUCACUGUGAACCCUGUGACCGUGGAGGACGUGCUCUCGCACCCGGCUCGCUUUGCAGAGCUUGACCUGAACUUGGUCACUGUGGAUGACCUGAAGUCAGUCAAAGGAAAGUUCACGUGUAAUUCUUUUGGUUCUGCUGCUGUUAACGCCUUCUGUGUCCACUUCACGGUCACAUUCCCGUGUCCGGAGAAACCGCUGGUGCUGUCCACGUCCCCAUUCAAACCAGAGACACACUGGAAGCAGGCAGUGCUAUACCUGGACGCUCCUGUGGAGGUGGUGCAGGACACAGUGGUCAGUGGGGAGGUCAACAUGUACCCAUCUGAGGAGAGUGCCAGACACAUCUGCAUCCACUUGGACUACACGAUAGGAGAGCAGAAGAGACAGUCCAAGACUUUCUCCAUCCCAGACUGGAGCAGUGAAGCUCAAUGAGGCGUUCAGGGUCAGACUUAAAAAUCAGGAAACACACCCACUCAGAUGCAAAAAUCUGCCCUCCAGCUUCUGGAUUUAUUGGUUUAUUUUAUUUUUUUUUAUACUAAGUGCAAGAAGGAGAAUGAGUGAGGAUGACACCCUCAGACUUCUGAUUUUGUCCACAUUUACAUCCAAUCUCAUAAAGCAAGGUUUACAUAUAUGAUCCUGGUAAAUCCUGGUUAUGAUUUAGUAUUCCAGAUUUGAGUCAUGCAUGUAAACCUCUUAACUGGUUCAGAAACUUAAACAUGAAGAAACUAGACUACUGAUGCCAUACUGCAGGUCUCCACUUAGGUUCAAUCUCUUAGUUUUCAGUUAAGCAUGUCAGUUUGUCCUGAAUAAUUAUGACUAAAAAGAUCAGAAAGAGAAUUGAAAAUAAAUUGUGACAGUCCAAAACUGCAUUAAAGAAUUGUGCUGUGCUUAGUUGGACUGGCAUCCGUAGAGUUUUUUUAGGAGGGAUCUAUUUUUACCAUGAGAAGACUUGAUUUGAAUAUUUUUUUCACUCAUUCAACAGAUGGUAUGCUCUGAUUCAUCUUUUACACCCUAUACAUAUCCAUGCCAUGAAGUGAUAUUCCACAUCUAUCCAUAGAUGGUGUUUGAGAAGAACAGAACCUUUAAAAGGAACUUUGAGGGCGAUUGGUUGAACGGUCUGUCCUUCACAAUCGUCAGGGUCCAAUUAGAACAAUAAAGUAUGUAACAGGCGUGUACAGAGUGCAAACUAAACUAAAUUUACUCCAUCAAGCAUUUCAUCCCAAUGUGUUUUGUCAUUUUCAUCUAUUUGCAUAUAUGUUUCAAGAAAUGUUCCAUAAUAUGUUGUUGCAUCUUCAGAAGUGGACUCCUCCUUUUCUGAGUUUUUGUAGUUUUCUGAUUUUUGUUCUUGGUGAUCUGUAUUCCAGUGAAGUGUAGGACAGAGGAGACAGCAGAGCCACAUGAGACGCAACAUCUUUAGGGUCCAAAUAGUUUUAGUACGUAGUGCAUAAAGGACGAUUCAGAGAAAACUUUGUUGUGUUACCAUUUCAUAGAAAUAUUGAUGUUUUGUGGUCAUGAUUUUUACCUUUAAGGUCAAAAAGGUCAAGUCAUUGCUUUCCACUUAUUAAAUCUGCCAAAAUAAAAGCAGAAUAAUGUCAUGUUUCUAUGUGCUGCAGCUCUGAGUUUUAUAAACUUAAAUAAGAUGAAUUACUGAAAAAAAAACAAAAAAAAAACAAGCAGUCCUCAUAUUAUAUAUAUUUUUGUUUAUGGCAAAUUUGACAUUCAUGACUUUGUAUUAAAAUCUUUUUUCAGCAACAUGUUUGUGUCAUCUCAGUUUAUGAUUUGGACUGAUGAAUUUCAGAAAAUAAAAGUUUUACUCUGAUUCCUUUUUAAUUUCAGAUUUUUACCAAUUCUCUCUUCAAAUUGAAACCCUGAUUUAUACUCAUUAUUAAUUUUAUUAUUUUAUUUUAUUUUUAUUUAGUCUAUCAAAAUCGAACAAAUAUUUGUUUUUAAGUUAAGUUUAUUGUCUGGAUAGGUUAGGGUUCUAAUUGUCAGGUUUUACUGAUAGUUUAAUUCCUCGCUGUAUGACAGAGAUCUGAUUUUCUGAUGGGUAUACUCAUGAAUUCUGUGUUGAGCCUGAUCAGUAUGCAGCUUUCAGAUGAGUUUUAGAGUCAUAUAUUGACUUGGACACUCUGCAGUCAUAAAGAAGAUGUUUCAUGCUGGUCUGUUUUCAGAUUUUAAUAAAAAACUAAACUGGCU